Messenger RNA from Carya illinoinensis, 1194 nucleotides. Its product is annotated as adenine phosphoribosyltransferase 3-like. Gene Ontology annotation, cellular component: cytosol; cytoplasm. The transcript is spliced from 6 exons. The record is from RefSeq and is a predicted model, not a curated record. Gene Ontology annotation, biological process: adenine salvage. Gene Ontology annotation, molecular function: adenine phosphoribosyltransferase activity. Lineage: Eukaryota; Viridiplantae; Streptophyta; Magnoliopsida; Fagales; Juglandaceae. The coding region runs from base 289 to 837 and encodes 182 amino acids.
GUAUUUCAUUUCUCGAUCCCUCUCUGUCUUACAUAUCGAAAAGAUUUCCCAUCUCUCUCAAAUAUUCUUGUGCAGAGAGCCCCUCCCACCAAAACACUUUUCCAUCUACAAAUAACUUCUUGCUCUGUCUCUUCCAGUGCUUCUACUCUGGCUAGUGAUUUUAGCUUGGGUGGACCGACUGCGUACGUGAGAGGGAAAGUGAAGAAAGCGGAAAAGAGGGGAGAGUUUUUUGAGUUUUGUUGUUAUUUUUAUUUGCUGAGUGUUCGGGCCUGUGACAUAGAUACGAUAAUGUCGGGUUGCAGAGACGAAGAUCCUCGUAUCCAUGGCAUCAAAACUAAGAUUGGGGUCGUCCCCAAUUUCCCAAAACCAGGUAUUAUGUUUCAAGACAUCACUCCUCUAUUACUGGAUCCGAAAGCCUUCAAGGACGCAAUCGAUUUGUUCGUUGAGCGAUUCAAAGACAACAACAUUUCAGUUGUUGCAGGAAUCGAAGCUCGGGGUUUUAUAUUUGGUCCUCCCAUUGCUUUGGCUAUAGGGGCAAAGUUUGUUCCCUUGAGAAAACCAAGGAAGCUGCCCGGCGAAGUUAUUUUUGAAGAGUAUGUUUUGGAAUACGGAAGUGAUUGUCUUGAAAUGCAUCUUGGAGCAGUUGAACCUGGAGAACGUGUUUUGGUGGUUGAUGAUUUAAUUGCUACUGGUGGCACACUCUGUGCAGCUAUGAACUUACUAGAACGUGUUGGAGCAGUAGUAGUUGAAUGCGCAUGUCUAAUAGAGUUACCGGAGUUAAAGGGCCGUGGGCGUUUGAACGGUAAGCCAUUGUAUGUACUAGUGGAAUACCAAUGAUCAUGGCUGAUGAUGACAGUUUGCCCGCUUUUGCUCACCAUGAUGUCAUUUACAGUAGGAUAUUAUUUGGGUAUUUCCCAUCUGGAAUCUGAUUUUCAGAUCCCCUCGCCCCCUUCCCUUCCCUUCUCUUCUCUUCUCUUCUCUUCGUCCUUGGCCCCUUUUUUCGGCUCCAUUGUUAAUGGAUUUUGAUGUACCUCAUUUAUUGAUACCCUAAAUUCCACCUAUUAGCAUAGAACAUUGAAUUAUGGAAAGGGGUUGAUUUGAGAAAUGCUUGUAGUAGAGCCACAUUUUUUGGUUGAAAAUGAAUUCAUACAGCCUCUCAAGGGUUUCUUUGGGGUUGGAAUAGCUGUCAUACCA